UAUUUAGGUGCAACCUUUUAAAAACAUUAAUUAAAUGGUAUAUCAUACAAGGCUUACAAAAAGGAGGUCUACACAAAGGAAUUCAAAAAGUACUAACGCCCCUGACUUUCAGAACCUGCUUCUACAGUAGCAUAGGUUAAAACCACAUCCAUUGGUGCUGAAAGGAUUUCAAAAAGAACCUUUUAAACAGGCAACUUAAGGAAAAACUUGAACUUCACAUACAUUUCAUCAAAUCUUCUCUUCUACUUUUUAUCUUACAUCUCAAAAGUCCUCUAGGCUUCUACCAAAAUUGAAAACAAUAAAUACAGAUUAUAAUUACAACUGCAUAACAAAUGUAUUUAUAAAGAACUAUUCAGUACUUACAAAGUUGUAUAGUGAUGAUGUUUUUUUUCGUAAAUCCAUGCUGUUUGUAACCACUCGGUGGACUGGAAUGUUAUUCAGCAAUCACCUUGGUUUGUUAUCCUGCACCCAGCUGUUACUCUUUGACAAAUACAGAAGCAGACACACCUACAUCCAAGGUCAUAAAAACACAAUAUGCCUCUUGAGCAUGUGGUAUUUUCCUUGAGCAUAAACACAAGCCAGGUGCUAUAUUUGAAAUCUUUCCUUAUAAGACAGAAGACUUCAAUGUAGGAAUCAUAACCCCGGCCUUUAUUACAAUUCAGAUGUGUGUUAUAUCUCCUAGUUAUCUACUUUAGCAAUUCUUUCAUUGUGAUUGGGUAAUGUAAUCCUUUUUCAGACAAAACAGAGGGUACAAGCUCCUGAACUCACACUUUCCCUCUGCAACGUCUUCCUAAAGCUUUUAACACACUGGAGACAUUAAUAAAAAAAAAAAAAUCAUGCUUAAAUAUACACAAAACACAUGUUAUUUUUGGUUUAUUCUUUAAAACCUCAAGGAAGAAGAGCUGUAAGCCAUCCCUCAGCUGCUCCACAUUUAGCAAUUGUCUCAGCCUCCCUUGUGUAUCCCUUAAGAAGAAGAAUAAGAGCAGCUGUUGGCACUGUUGUGUGAAGUAAUCCCUUUGGCAAUCCCUGCUUUUCUUCAAAGCUCAGAGGCACUCCUUUUAUUUUAUAAUCAUCACUGACCUGUAAGGACUCUGAAACUGGAUAUUGAUGACUUUUUAAAGCCUUACAGAAGCAUAGCGGAGUGCUGCUUUUGUGCCAGAGGGCAUUAAAAAGAUGCUUCAGUCAUACCUUUGGAACUUCUGAUUCAACUUCACAAAAAUUGCACAAGCAUCUGUAUGGUUUUUCAUAGACAUGUUACAAAACAGAAAGAGUUAGACUAUGUACCACAUUUGCAUGAAAAAUAAACAACAAGUGCAUUGAUAAAAAAAUAUAUAUAUAACAGUUUUAAUAGUUUUAGUUUUGAAUCACCAAAUUUCUUUAAAGAAAAGUCUAAGACCCAAACAACCAAAACUAGACAUGGAACAUAAACUUUUAUCAGAAAUCCUUUAAUUAAAAUCAAAUAUUUUUAUUAAAAAUUUAAACAUUUUCUGAGAUCUUUCUCCUUUCUGCGAUGAAUGGCAUGCGAUAGCCAUAAACCCUAUUGGCACAAUGGAGACAGGCACUUCUAAAAAAGUGUAGUGACAGUCGACAGUACCAAAUACAGCAACAAACAUGUGAUUGGCUCCCAUCAGACUAUAUAAAAAGGAGCCGUAAACAGCAACCUCAAGAGGCACCCAGCAAAGGUACGUUUUUCAAGAUAUUAUCACAUUCUUUAAUAUUAAAUCUGAUAACAGAAAAUUGUAGAAAAUAAUAAUAAAGGUUUGGUCAGCUAUAAGAUGUUUGAUUUUUUUUUCUAUUUUAAAUCAAGUAUUACAGACUCCACAGGUGGUGAUAGUAAACCUAUUCCUAUGUCUUUAUCUAGAACUUUGCCCUGACAUCAGCAACAACACAUUCUGCUCAAUUGGUGUUUUAAAAGUAAACCGUCAUCAUGAGUGGGGAUGCAGAAAUGGAGUGUUUUGGCCCGGCGGCCAUAUACCUCCGCAAGCCAGAAAAAGAGCGUCUUGAAGCUCAGAACACUCCCUUUGAUGCUAAAACGGCAUACUUUGUGACUGAGCCUGCUGAGAUGUACCUGAAGGGGAAACUUAUAAAGCGAGAGGGCGGCAAAGCCACAGUGGAGACCCUUACUGGCAAGACUCUCACCGUGAAGGAAGAUGAAAUCUUCCCCAUGAACCCACCGAAGUUUGAUAAAAUUGAGGACAUGGCCAUGAUGACCCACCUCAAUGAGCCCACUGUGCUGUAUAACCUCAAAGAGCGAUAUGCAGCAUGGAUGAUCUAC
Messenger RNA from Cyprinodon variegatus (sheepshead minnow), 2275 nucleotides. RefSeq names its product myosin heavy chain, fast skeletal muscle-like. The record is from RefSeq and is a predicted model, not a curated record. Gene Ontology annotation, cellular component: myosin complex. NCBI's taxonomy places the organism in Eukaryota, Metazoa, Chordata, Actinopteri, Cyprinodontiformes, Cyprinodontidae. The transcript is spliced from 3 exons. The annotation marks the transcript as partial. Gene Ontology annotation, molecular function: actin filament binding; ATP binding; cytoskeletal motor activity.